UGUGCGCGUGUGAGUGUGUGCACGCUCCACGCCGGGGCUUUGCGCGAGCCGCGCGCAUCAGCGGUAGGAGGGGACAGAGCCGCUCCUGCGGGCGCACCGGCAGCCCCGGCUCCGCAGGUGCCGCCCGACCGGCACCGGCACCGGCACCGGCACCGGCACCGGCACCGACACCGGCUCGGAGCGGAACGGAACGGAACGGCACGGCACGGCACGGCACGGCUGGGCUCGGCGCGGAGCGGCUGCCGCGGGACGGGCCGGCGCGGCCGCACUAAGAUGUGCCAUGAGCGGUCCGGCCUCGGCGCCGACCGGCCGCUCCUCCGCCUGAGCCCCGGGCAGCAGCCGCCCGCUCCCCCGCUGCCCCUGGGGCCGUAGGGCCGCGCCGGCCCGCGCCCUCCCCAACGAUGCCCCAUCUCUGGCCGGCUCUCCGCGGCGUGCUCUGGGAAUACUGGGCAGCGCUCCUGGUCGGCGGCUUCUGGGGCCAGUGCUCGCACGGGAUGCCGCAUGUCAUCCGGAUAGGAGGAAUCUUUGAGUAUGCAGAUGGCCCCAAUACCCAGGUUAUGAGUGCUGAGGAGCAAGCCUUCAGAUUUUCUGCCAAUAUUAUUAAUAGAAACAGAACUUUGUUGCCUAACACAACACUAACCUACGACAUUCAGAGGAUACACUUCCACGACAGCUUUGAAGCAACUAAGAAAGCCUGUGACCAGCUCGCUCUGGGGGUCGUAGCAAUAUUCGGACCUUCCCAAGGCUCCUGUACCAAUGCCGUCCAGUCUAUUUGCAAUGCCCUGGAAGUCCCCCACAUACAGCUUCGAUGGAAGCAUCACCCUUUGGAUAACAAGGACACUUUCUAUGUCAACCUGUAUCCUGACUAUGCUUCCCUUAGCCAUGCCAUUCUGGACCUUGUGCAGUAUUUGAAAUGGAGGUCAGCCACUGUGGUUUACGAUGACAGUACAGGCCUUAUACGGCUGCAAGAGCUCAUCAUGGCCCCAUCAAGGUACAAUAUCCGGCUGAAAAUCCGCCAGCUCCCGCUGGACACCGACGAUGCCCGGCCGCUGCUGAAGGAGAUGAAGCGGGGCAGGGAAUUCCGCAUCAUCUUUGACUGCAGCCACCUGAUGGCAGCUCAGAUCCUCAAGCAGGCCAUGGCAAUGGGAAUGAUGACAGAAUACUACCACUUCAUCUUCACUACUCUGGAUCUUUAUGCAUUAGACCUAGAACCAUACCGCUACUCUGGAGUGAACCUGACCGGUUUCCGGAUCCUCAACGUGGAGAACCCGCACGUGUCCUCCAUCAUUGAGAAGUGGUCCAUGGAGCGGCUGCAGUCCACGCCCAAGGCAGAGCUGGGACUGCUCGAUGGCGUGAUGAUGACAGACGCUGCCCUGUUGUACGAUGCGGUGCACGUGGUCUCCGUCUGCUACCAGCGCGCCCCUCAGAUGACCGUGAACUCCCUGCAGUGCCAUCGGCAUAAAGCCUGGAGGUUUGGUGGCCGCUUCAUGAAUUUUAUAAAAGAGGCCCAGUGGGAAGGAUUAACAGGACGAAUUGUCUUUAAUAAAACUAGCGGUUUACGGACAGAUUUUGAUCUGGAUAUCAUCAGCCUCAAAGAAGAUGGUCUCGAAAAGGUUGGAGCAUGGAGCCCUUCUGAUGGUUUGAACAUCACAGAAAUUUCCAAAGGACGAGGGCCUAAUGUCACAGACUCGCUGAGCAACAGAUCUCUAAUUGUCACCACUGUCCUGGAAGAGCCCUUUGUCAUGUUCCGUAAGUCCGACACCGCCCUGUUCGGGAACGACCGCUUUGAGGGUUACUGCAUCGACCUCCUAAAGGAGCUGGCCAUCAUCCUGGGCUUCACCUAUGAGAUCCGGCUGGUGGAGGAUGGGAAAUAUGGGGCGCAGGAUGAGAAGGGGCAGUGGAACGGCAUGAUCAAGGAGCUCAUCGACCACAAAGCUGACCUGGCCGUCGCUCCUCUCACCAUCACCCACGUUCGGGAGAAAGCGAUAGACUUCUCCAAGCCCUUCAUGACCCUGGGGGUCAGCAUCUUGUACCGGAAGCCCAACGGGACCAACCCCAGCGUGUUCUCCUUCCUCAACCCCCUGUCUCCUGACAUUUGGAUGUACAUCCUCCUCGCCUACCUGGGGGUCAGCUGCGUGCUGUUUGUCAUAGCCAGGUUCAGCCCAUACGAGUGGUACGAUGCUCAUCCCUGCAACCCAGGAUCGGACAUCGUGGAGAAUAACUUCACCCUAUUGAACAGCUUCUGGUUUGGGAUGGGAGCACUGAUGCAGCAAGGUUCUGAGCUGAUGCCCAAAGCACUGUCUACACGGAUCAUUGGUGGCAUAUGGUGGUUCUUCACCCUAAUUAUCAUCUCGUCCUACACGGCCAACCUUGCCGCCUUCCUGACGGUGGAGAGGAUGGAAUCCCCCAUCGACUCAGCAGAUGACUUGGCAAAGCAGACAAAAAUAGAGUAUGGAGCAGUGAAGGAUGGAGCUACUAUGACCUUCUUCAAGAAAUCCAAAAUUUCCACAUUUGAAAAAAUGUGGGCUUUCAUGAGCAGCAAACCCACAGCACUUGUUAAAAACAACGAGGAAGGAAUACAGCGAACCCUCACAGCUGAUUACGCCCUGCUGAUGGAGUCAACCACCAUCGAAUACAUCACCCAGAGGAACUGCAACCUGACUCAGAUCGGGGGGCUCAUUGAUUCCAAAGGCUACGGGAUUGGGACUCCCAUGGGGUCACCGUACAGGGACAAGAUCACCAUUGCCAUCCUCCAGCUCCAGGAGGAGGACAAGCUCCACGUAAUGAAGGAGAAGUGGUGGCGGGGGAAUGGCUGCCCUGAGGAUGAGAACAAGGAGGCCAGUGCUCUGGGCAUUCAAAACAUCGGGGGGAUUUUCAUCGUUUUGGCAGCAGGCUUGGUGCUGUCCGUCUUCGUGGCUAUGGUGGAGUUCAUCUACAAGCUGCGCAAAACGGCAGAGCGUGAGCAGCGCUCCUUCUGCAGCGCCAUGGCAGAUGAGAUCCGGCUGUCGCUCACCUGCCAGCGACGGGUCAAACACAAGCCCCAGCCACCCGUCAUGGUGAAGACGGACGCCGUGAUCAACAUGCACACGUUCAACGACCGACGGCUGCCAGGGAAGGACAACAUGACCUGCAACACUGGAUUGACACCUGUGUUUCCCUAGGGAAUGGGAAUGGGGGGGGCGGGAGGGAAGGAAUUGCGGCAGACAAGGCUGGAUGCACUCUUAACUAGGGAAGAAAGGAUUAAAAAACAAGAAAAAAAAAGAGGAAAAAAAAAAAAGCCUGGUUUGGUUCAUUUCAAGAACAAGGCCUUUACAACACAGCUGCAUCGAUCACCGGCGUAGAAGAACUUCAAAGCACGGACUGUAACAUGGGUCUUGGGGCUUUUCUGUUUUGUUUUUGUUAUUUUUCGUUGCUUUUUUUUUAAAUGCUUAGUUCCUACAGGCCUCAUGGAGUCCAAACACACUACCAUCCAGGAGUCUGAUGUUUACAUACUGAAAACACACGGAGGCGAAACAGAAUUGAGCCAAACUGACCCUUGGCGGCUAAGGAGGAGCCCCCGAGCAAGGCUUCUUUAGCAUGGCAAUAAAAAGAAACACUGUCAGGGGCAGCGUGAGCAGCCAUCUGUGCAAGCAUCUAUUCCACACUGACAUACACAGCACAUUUAGGAUACGUUGUCCGGGAAAGGGAAAGGUAUCUGUGAAGCACCGUCACGAUCAAGGCUGCGCCUUCUCUCGAAGCAGCUCACGGUGGCCCUUUACCUCACGGCUGUGCUGGCCGUGGCCAUCCGCAGCUGGAAGUCCACGUGGGGGUGUGGUGGGAGAAGGCAACACACACAUUCAUCAGUAGACCCAAGACAGCUGAUGACAAAGGGGCAAGUAAGCCUGAAUGGAGCCGAACUCCUGGCCAGGGAUGGGACAGCGCGGCGUGCACAGGAGCUACUGCCAUCUCCGAGUGACCACCCACAUGCCCUGUGCCAAACUCCAGCCCGGCCCAGGGUGACACCGUGAUCUCCAGGUUCUCAGCUCCUUCACUCUUUCUGCAAAGCUCAGUCUCUCCUGCAAAGAAGCACGGAAAGCAGCUGAGUCCACAGGCUUCAGCAGCGGCAGGAGCAGAGCUGUUUCCAAGAGCCGAACAAUACCAAUUUCCAUGAAAUUCAGCAGCACUGAACUGCAGCUCUGCUGCGUUCGCACUCAGACCAGGAGAGGACUGUAUGUCUGGUUUAGGACUAAACAGUCUCCAUUGUGUCAGAGACCUGAAAGAUGAAGUCUCAGCCUGCGGGGCCAGGGCUGGCCUGGGACAAGCAGCACUGUGCGAGCCAAACCUGACACCCCUCUCGCUCUGCCUGGUGAAGCGCAGCCCCUCAGGCAGCAUCUCCAUGUGAUUUAAGCAAACACACACUAAAAUGAUUUUAAGAAAUCUUCCAUGAACUGUGUUCUUAUUUUCAGGUUGCUUAACCCAGAAGGCUGGUCCUGCAGAUGAAUUUAGUCAGAAUUACCAAAGAUCCCUCUGCUGACCUAAAGUAACACUCAAGUAACAUCACUGAGCUCCAUCCCUCCACAGGGAACCACAUGGGUGGCCAGUGAGACACUCUGCGGAUUAAUUUGCAAAAUGAAACAAAUAGAAAUGGCUCUGACCAUUGUAACCCAGAACAUCACACAGAGUAUUGCAAAGGUGCUUAAAAGCUCUGAUUUAAACACUGGUGUUGAAGAAAAAGCAACCUCCUUCCCUUGCACACGUUAGGGCUGACAGUGACCUGCCGCAGACCAUGCUGCUGCUGGAAACCCUUUCUGCACCCACCACCUAAAUCCUGGUUUGGAGGGCAGGCAGGGUAGUACAGCACAGUGAUGGAGCAGCCAGUGCCCGAGCUCUGCAUCCCAAAACUUUGCCUUCUGUGUCGUGAGCGUAGCGAGGUGCCAUGGCCACCGCAGGAACCAGCAGCUGAACUGACCCAGUUUGCCCUCCCCUAGCUGCAAGGCCUUUCUGGAAAGUUUAUCCUCGCCCAAAGGAACAAACCUGUUUGUAGCUGAUUUCAGAUUUUUUUUCCCACCUGUUUCUUUCUGACGCUCAGUUAGGAAGGUUAUCUUUGGAGCUUAUCAGUAUUAGCAAAUUAGCUCAAGGGGAGAUAGCUGUUCCCCCCCAACACAGAACACAAUUUGUCCUUAUUUUGUUUUUUCCAUGAUGUAAAGAAGCAACAGAGUGACUCAAAACAAAAAAAGGUAAUUUUAACUCAAGUAAAGAUAUGCAAAGAAUUCAUGUUAAUUUUCACAGAAACCAUGAAAAAUUAGGGUUGAAAGCUGCCAGCUCAAUAGGCAUCAUAUUCUUAAUAGUUUGCUGACCAAAUACCUACAGCAGAAGAUAGAUUGGAAGUAUGGGUCUGCUUCCCAAACCUAAUGACAUUCUUUCUGUAUUUCUUUGCAAAUCCUUAGGCUUGUCAGAAUAGUAGAUUUUAUGUUUUCUUUGCAGAUUUCUAAGCUCUUAGAGAUUUUUACAAUUAAGGCAGAGAUCAAAACACAGCCUGAAAAUGGCUUUAAAUGUCCAGAGAGUAAAACACCACAGAAAAUAGCAUUAAUUUUGCUUCUUGGCAGAUUUUUUUAAAAUAAAUAAAUAUUACUAAUACCAUAAACACCAUUUAUUCAUCUUUGACACCAGUUUGAUUUGAUUUUACUCACAAACGUCCCAGAGUGACAGGUGAGCAUCUGGAACUACUGGUGCUAUCCGCCAGCAAGACCAAACCCUGCAGAUUAACCUUUUCCCUUCCCUCUCUGCACUGACCGUGAAAUAGUAUCUACCUUAUGGUUUUACGGUUAAAUCUUGAUCAUUAAAACAUUUGACAUUUAACAACAAGGAAAUGUUCUGCACCGCUCAAAACAACGUAGGAGCUGGGCAGCUGCCUGGGACCCCGGCCCGGCGGGGACCGCUGACUCCCCCCUUCCCCGCUGGCUCCUGCUCACUGUGAACUGAGGGAGGUGAGAUGGUUUCAGACCUCAGCCUUCCUGCUGUAAACCAAGGGCAGCUCCACCCCGAAGGAGCGUUAUUUCAGCCUGCUGCUAUACUGCUUAGCAGACACUGGAGUCUCUCCUGUCAUUCCCAUUUACCCUGUGUGCUCCUUGCCUUCAACCUGGGGAGCGCAGGAGCCUGUAAAGCCAUGCGGUGUUUAAUCGCAGAGGAGAAGCAACGAGCCUGACGCUUAGCAGUGAUGUGUUCAGAGACUUCAGAAGGGACAGACCUGAUGACAAAGCCUCAAAGCCUUCUGUGAGGUAUUCUGUGACCUGUUUGUGACUGUCAGCGACUCGUGUCUUAGAAAUCAUCCGACUUCCAACUUUGUUUAAAUCAGUUCCUUUCUGCACUUGGUAGGCAGAGGGGCUGAAAAAGUGAGGAGGAAAUAAAGAAAAAACAGGUUUGGGCUAUUAAACUGUACCUAAACUGUUGUCACCUCAGCUCACUGUCCCUUUAUCACUUGCUUUUUCCUUCCAGCUCUCCUGUGAAACAGAGCAGGGGCACAGCGGGUAGCUUUGUUUGGGGUUGCUUUUCUGUUUGGAGUUACCCAGCAGUGUGUGUUGGGUAUGAUGUCAAGACAACAGACUCGCAAAGAGACGGAAUAUGCAAAGGGGAACCAGCUCCAGCUCUGGGCAACCACUGCUCCCAUCUCGGUGGGUGCUCCUGCGGAGCACGAUUGGGCCGGGUGCCAGCACGGGUGGUCUUUGGGAAGGUUGCCGCAAAGGGACCCCGUAGAUCCUGGCAGCUGGUGGCAGCGGUGGCAGCACUGGCAGCUGUCACCCAGUGCUCACUAACCCGAGCCACGUGCGGCCAGACUGCGUGGAGACCCCGAGCCCCAACACCCAGCGACUGUGGGGUGCGACAGCACGUCCUUGCGUGGGUAUCACCAGGGUUGUGUGGGGCUGGCCGGGCAGGAGCAUUCCUGGGCAUCAGCCUCACAAGCCCUCUGCUGUCUGUACCUUACUUUGACAUGUUUCUCAAAAAAAGACAAAAAAAAAGAAAAAGGAAAAAAAAAAACAGAAAAGAGUGGAAAAAAGGAAAAAAAUGGUCUCCGUGACAUUCAGGGGAUUUUCCUUUGUGGACAUGCAGAAUUUCUAUGAAUAUAGUUUUUUGUAAACAUUUUGUAACAAUUUUGGUUUCAUAGUAACUGUGUUACUUGCUGAUCAUUCUAGGCUGAUGUAAAUAAAAUUUCCAAAAAAAAAAAAAAAGAAAAAAUUCUGAUUAUUUUCCUUUUUAAGACACUGUGAUAUAUCAAAGUGCACAGUUUGCUGUAUGAAGUAAUAUGGUUUUAAAUUUUAAAUAAAAAAUAAUUUCUAGAAAA
Molecule: messenger RNA, 7318 nt
Organism: Aquila chrysaetos chrysaetos
Lineage: Eukaryota; Metazoa; Chordata; Aves; Accipitriformes; Accipitridae
Gene: GRIK3
Product: glutamate ionotropic receptor kainate type subunit 3
Exons: 16
Coding region: 402-3161 (919 amino acids)
Biological process (GO): modulation of chemical synaptic transmission; monoatomic ion transport; synaptic transmission, glutamatergic
Cellular component (GO): kainate selective glutamate receptor complex; presynaptic membrane; postsynaptic membrane
Molecular function (GO): kainate selective glutamate receptor activity; transmitter-gated monoatomic ion channel activity involved in regulation of postsynaptic membrane potential
Source: RefSeq, a predicted model, not a curated record